Messenger RNA from Lucilia sericata (common green bottle fly), 575 nucleotides. RefSeq names its product transmembrane inner ear expressed protein. The record is from RefSeq and is a predicted model, not a curated record. NCBI's taxonomy places the organism in Eukaryota, Metazoa, Arthropoda, Insecta, Diptera, Calliphoridae.
ACAAACGUUAUAAAAAUAUAACGGUUAAACAAAUAAAUACUCUAAUUAAACUAAAAACUUGUUAAUUUACAUAUAACAAAAAAUAAUUGAAAUAAAAAAUAAAUAAAUCAGCAUGAGUGUCGAUGAGGAUAAAGAAUUUAUGGAACCAAAUCCUGAAACAGCUUGGCUAGAACAGACCACAACAAUUGGGGAAUUUAGAGUUUGGCAUAUUAUAGCAUUUUGUGUGGGCAUUUUAUUGAGUAUAGUCAUAAUGGUGUGCUGCUGCAUGAGAUUUCGAAUACCGCGCACCAAACAGGAAAUCGAAGCUGAUUAUCAAAGGAAACAGAUUACUAAGAAAUUUCGAGAAAAAUUACAACAAAAAAAUUCUGAAAUGGAUGAUAUGGAUUUACAAAAAGCACUUGCUUACAUUAAAUUGGAUGAAUAUGAUGAACCAUAAAAUUCUUUUAAGUUAAAAGGACUUUUUUAACAAAUGCAAAAAAGCUAUUGAAUACAUACAAACUCACUAUCUGACGAAACAAUGUAAUAGUGUGGAGAGUUUAGAUAAGGAUAUAAAUAAACUCAAAAAUCAAAUUGCC